Messenger RNA from Vanrija pseudolonga, 2003 nucleotides. Its product is annotated as High-affinity glucose transporter. Gene Ontology annotation, molecular function: carbohydrate:proton symporter activity. Gene Ontology annotation, biological process: carbohydrate transport; transmembrane transport. Bases 77 to 1894 code for a protein of 605 amino acids. The transcript is spliced from 8 exons. The record is from RefSeq and is a predicted model, not a curated record. Gene Ontology annotation, cellular component: membrane. Lineage: Eukaryota; Fungi; Basidiomycota; Tremellomycetes; Trichosporonales; Trichosporonaceae.
GGAGUAACUAACUCUUGGUUCACAAACACUAGAGUACAGCACACACAUACACUUGAGAACACACACACACACAGACAUGGGCGGCACAACAGAUGUCGACAUCCUCGCGCGCGCCGGCGCGACGGGUUGGCGCGGCCUCUUCCAGAACGGCAAGGUGGUCGCCAUCACGCUCUUCUCGUCGGUCGGCGGCGUCCUGUACGGCUACAACCAAGGCGUGUUCGGCCAGGUGCAGGUGAUGGAGAACUUUGUCGACCGGUACUAUCUCGAACUCAACUCGGACAAUGUGGCGCGCAAGGGUCUCCUCACUGCCAUUCUCGAGCUCGGCGCCUUCCUCGGCGCUUUCAUGGCCGGCCCGCUCGCCGACGCCUACUCGCGCAAGUACUCCCUCUCCGCCUGGUGCUUCCUCUUCAUGGUCGGCGUCGCCAUCCAGACCGGCGCCGACGCCAACCCCCACGCCGGGUGCAUCUACGCCGGCCGUUGGUUCGCAGGCAUGGGCGUCGGCGCCAUCUCCAUGCUUGUCCCCAUGUACAAUGCCGAGCUAGCACCUCCUGGUAUCCGCGGUUCGCUCGUUUCCCUCCAGCAGCUGGCCAUUACCUUCGGUAUCCUUAUCUCGUACUGGAUCGCAUACGGCACCAACUUCAUCGGUGGCACAAAGUACAACUCCGUGACGAAAACUGGGCAGUCGACGGCCGCGUGGCGCCUCCCGCUGUCGCUUCAGCUCAUCCCUGGUGCUGUACUGUGUGUCGGCGCGCUGUUCCUCCCGUUUUCACCUCGAUGGCUCAUGUUGAAGGGACGCGAGGACGAGUGCCUCACAACGCUCGCGCACCUGCGUGGCGGCGACCCUAGCGCACCCGAGAUCCAGUACGAGUUCCGUGCCUUGCAGGCUGAGCGUCUCGUCGAGCGUGAGAUUGCCAAGGAGCGAUACGGCUACGACGACGUCAACUUCAAGGUGUCCUUGAUGGAGUACCGUCGUCUGUUCACCUCCAAGCCUCUGCUUAAGCGUCUACUCAUCGGCGCGUCCGCACAGGGCCUGCAGCAGUGGACUGGAAUCAAUGCGAUCAUCUACUACGCGCCAUCGAUCUUCAAGGAGAUUGGUCUCACCGGUAACACCAUCGGCCUCCUUGCCACAGGCGUCGUUGGCAUCGUCAACUUUGUGCUCACUAUCCCCGCUGUCCUCUUUGUCGACAACUUCGGCCGUAAGCCAAUCCUCAUCUGGGGCAUGGCCAACAUGGCCAUCUCGCAUGCCACGGUCGGUGCGAUUGUCGCAACCUACGGCGGCAAGUUUGACACGCACAAGUCGGCUGGCAACGGAGCUGUCUUUAUGAUCUUCUGGUUCAUCGCCAACUUUGCCGUCACCUGGGGUCCGCUCGCCUGGGUGAUCUCGUCCGAGGUUUGGCCCUUGGAUAUGCGCGCCAAAGGCAUGGCAAUCUCAUCGUCUACGAACUGGAUCAUGAACUUCACGGUCGCAAUGGUCACGCCUGUCAUGUUCAAGAACAUCGGUUACAAGACGUACAUGGUGUUCAUGUGCUUCUGUAUCGUCGGAUUGCUGUUCUCGAUCUUCAUCGUGCCCGAACUCAAAGGCCUGUCGCUCGAGGAGGUCGACCACAUCUUUGGCGACGACGCCGGUGCCAAGGACCAGCAGCGCCGCGACCGUAUCGCCCACGAGAUCGGUCUCGACAAGCUGGCCAGCGACAUCAUCCACAAGGAGCAGGUCCACGGCCCGGCCGGCGGCUACGACCACAAGGACGUGGAGAAGUCCGAGGCUGAGGUCAAGCCCAAGCGCCGGUUUGGUCGCAAGGCCGCCAAGGCCGCCGAAGAGACUGCGGUGCCGGCUGCAGCCGCCGAGGCGACCGAGGCGACUGCCGUGAGCGACGCCGCGCCGCAGAUCCGUUGAGUGAUCAGCGUAUCAUCUCCUCCACUCUCACCCACCACCCUCUUAAUGCACUCACUGAAUAAUCACACUCCUGUACUGCCUGACUUGUUGAGAUGCGACGUCGUGCUUG